AUGACAGCAGUAGUCUCCCUAGAGAAAGCUACCACCUGUGGCAGCGACGGGAAUGUCCAGCACCUGAGCUGUGAUGACGGAGUGAUCAGUGUGCAAACAGCACUGUAUGGACGUGCAGACGCUGUGACCUGCAGUGAGGGAAGACCUCCGGCACAGCUCGCCAAUACACACUGCUCUCAAGCGGGCACAGUGGACGUCAUCAAGAAAAGGUGUGAUGGCAAGAGGGAGUGUGAACUAAACAUCAACGUUUUUUAUACCUCUGAUCCCUGCUAUGGCACCUACAAAUACCUGCACACCACCUACACCUGCAUCCCAGCAAAUCAAGGACAGGUUAUAUUUGUGUAUGGUGCCGACUAUGGACGUCGUGACCAGACCACCUGCAUUUACCAACGGCCUCCCAAUCAAGUUCAAAAUAUCUACUGCUCAAGCCCCACAGGCAAAGUUGCUGACAGCUGUAAUGGAAAAAACAGCUGUACCAUCGCAGCGAGCAACUCUGUGUUUGGAGACCCCUGCGUCGGCACCUACAAGUAUCUGGAGGUGCUUACACAUGUUAUUAGAAAAGAGGAAAAGUGA
Messenger RNA from Sander lucioperca (pikeperch), 573 nucleotides. RefSeq names its product L-rhamnose-binding lectin SML-like. Bases 1 to 573 code for a protein of 190 amino acids. Gene Ontology annotation, molecular function: carbohydrate binding. The transcript is spliced from 7 exons. The record is from RefSeq and is a predicted model, not a curated record. Lineage: Eukaryota; Metazoa; Chordata; Actinopteri; Perciformes; Percidae.